Eimeria tenella is the source of this 1446-nucleotide messenger RNA. RefSeq lists its product as uncharacterized. The transcript is spliced from 6 exons. The coding region runs from base 1 to 1446 and encodes 481 amino acids. The record is from RefSeq and is a predicted model, not a curated record. Gene Ontology annotation, biological process: regulation of transcription by RNA polymerase II. NCBI's taxonomy places the organism in Eukaryota, Apicomplexa, Conoidasida, Eucoccidiorida, Eimeriidae.
AUGGGGGAUCCCCCAGAGGGAGUUCAGAGGAACUCCUGGGUGUCUCAGAGGCUGAGUUGGUUGGGCAGCAUAGCUCAAUGGGGCAACAGCUCUUCUCAGCAGCAGCAGCAGCAGCAGCAGCUGCAGCUGCAGCUGCAGCAGCAGCAACUGCUGCUGCAACAGCAGCUCGUGCAGCAGCAGCUGCAGAAAACGCUGCGCCCCCAAACCCUCUUACCCCAGGGGGCCCCCGGGGGGCCCCCCAGUGAAACUGCACCCUAUUUGUCUUGGCCACUGGGCAGCAGCGAUUCAGUUUCAAAGUCUUCAAGUCCAACAGCAGCAGUAGCAGCACCAGCAGCAGCAGCACCGGCAGCAGCAGCAACAGCAGCAGCAGCAGCAGGCAAGCAGCAGCAGCGCCGCAGCACGGUGAGGGUGGGGGGCAAAGGCCGCGCUGAUGAGGGUUUAGGGUUUGAGGGUUUUGGGGUUUCGGAAAUGAAAAACAUUCACAAGUUUGUGUUGGACUUGAACAAGAAAGCAGCAGCAAAGCAGCACGAGACGCAGCAGCAGCAACAGCAGCAAACAGCUCCGCAGCAGCAGCAGCAGCAGCAGCAGCAGAAGCCGCACUUCUUUAACAGCCACCCUUGUGGGGUUUUAGUCUUCGGACAUCUGCCUGAAACAGAGCCCGAGAUUUCCGUCUCUGAGUCCCCCGUCAUGACAACAAUUCGGGAGUCUAUGGAGGCUCCUCUCUGUCCCUCCAUAGAACUCGACUGCUUCUUCAUGGCUGCUGUUGCUGCUGCUUGUCUCCGCCGCAAAGAAGAUGAAAAGUAUAAUGAAACAAUUAUGAUGAGCCAUGUGCUGCAGGGGCGGGACCUGACGGAGUACGAGUGGCCUUCUUUGCGGCGAUCUUUCGAGUCCGUUUUGUCUUCUUUUGCUUCUCAAUUUAAAAGAUUAAAUGAAAUGCUGGAGGAGACAAUGAGCGGCAAACAAACGCCUUUGAAAAAAGCCAUGCGCCGCGAGAUCGAACUCCAAAAGCUGGAGGUGCGGGAGUGUUUGCUGCGGCGAAGUCGCCGCUGGGUGUGUGGGGGCCCCCGCAGCAGCACUUGUGCUGCGCUGCAGCUAGCUAGCUGUUUCUAUGAAUGGCUAGCUGGCAGCACUUUCCGGACUUUGGCUAGCUUCGCCCACGGAGUUCCCGCCUACCAGUGCGAACAGCUAGCUAGCCAGCACCUCCUCGCCGCGUUCCAGCUAGCCAAGCAACGUCUGCCUGCGCACCACGCGCUGCGGCUGGAAGCAGCAGCAAGCUACAGUAGUUUGCUGCAGCAGCAAAUGGGGCAGCAGCAAGAGGCGCUGCAGCUAGCCAGAGAAGCUUUUAGAGAAGCUGCUGCAGCACUUGAGGACUUGGAAGAAAAAGAAUUCAAAGCAGCAGUUCAGGGUCUUCGGGGUUUGCUGCGGCUCAUCAACUGGGCGUCUUAG